CAUUUCUGACAAGCUGCAGCAAGAAACAGUUGUCAACUUUGCUCAAAGAGCAAUGAACGUUUUUCAUGGAUAUUGUGUUUCAUACUCUGGAAUAUUGCUGCUUGGGAUUAUUCAGGGUUUGUGUGUUCUGGCUGAUGAGAACACAGAGACAGUACGCAGGGCUUCCGGGAGCUCCCUCCUGUUACCACUUGGACUCCAAAAAGAAUCUGUGUCAUAUGCACAGUGGAAAUUUAAAGAGCAUCAAAUUGCUCGCUAUAGCAAAAAUCAAAUCCAUAUUAGUUUGAAUCACCAGUUCAUGGGAAGAUUAAAGGUGGACAAUAUUAAUGUUACUUUAGAAGUGGAAGCCCUUCAAGUUCAAGACUCUGGAACCUUCUCUAUUAUUGCAGAUGAGACUUCACAGUUUCCAACAAAGUUUAUCAGUUUGAUAGUCUAUGCCCGGAUUGAAAACAUUACUAUUCAGAGUAACCAGACCUGGCUGGAUUCUAUAAAGGCCUGUGAUGUUCAUCUUUGGUGCCAAACUUCUGAAGAUCCAAGUGCGUCUUACACAUGGAGAGGGUAUCAGAAUGGAAGUGGAGCUUUUCUGCACUUCACUUUCUCACCUGAAGAUGGCAACAUUAUCCUGAGCUGCACUGCGGCCAACAAUUUGAGCAAUCAGACUGCCAGCAAACCACUUAAAUGCAAAGAGCAGCCAACAACAGCUCUAAACCCAUUCUCAGCCCUCAGACUGCUCAGUAGUCUCUUGGCAGCCUCUCCAUAUCUGCUAGUGUCCAUCAUUCUAGGUGUUAAAUGCUACAGAGCUCAAGCUCACUCUGAUGAAAAGGAGAGUCAGUAUGCUGUAAAUGAGACUUGAACAUGUCAAUUUUCACAUUAAAACAUGUCACGGUGUGCCCCACAGACUCCUCACCUACGUGGUUGUGUUAGAGUUGUCACUUGUCUGUGAUGUUUGCCCAUGUGAUUCUUUCCCUCAUUUGUAGCCACAUGUCCUUAUUAAAUGUGUCAUGUGUUGCACGUGCCCCUUGUUAUCCAUAUGUCAUUUUCGUUUUAUUUUGAACAAAUGUCUUUCUGUGUGCACGGCUUGCCUCUGCAUCUCAUCUCUCUGGGACAGGCUCUCCCUUUUCACCCGCUGUUACUGCGGGAACGCUGUCCUGCAUGUCCCCCGAGCCCAGGGUCUCCCAGUGCAGCCGGCAUUAUAGAGGACACGCCAUCCAGUGUGCUCUGUGCUACGGCAAGCGCAACCACCUGCAUGUUUUCCAGGACCGUGGACACUCAUCCAGCACCUGGCCCAUCACCGCCUGGGGUGACGUCUUCCCUGGUGCGGACAGAUAUGCUGCUGCCUGACGCCACCAUGGACCACCAGAACCGUCAGUAGCCGAAGUGCGCCUGGCUCCCAGGACACCACUUAGCCCGGUCUGCUUCAUCCCCCGAACUACUACUGGACCCUGCCCUUCGCCCCAUCAGCGCCGCCUGCUUGGCCUUUCACCCUGGUCCUGGUGUCACUCCUGGUCCGUGUUCCUGUCUCUCCCUUUUUGUCUCUGCCUCUCCUUGUCUCUGUGCUCAUCCCUGUUACCAUCUUUGUGCCUUUGGUUCUCCCUCUCGUCCAGUUUCCUGCCUGUGUAGUGAUGGAUCCCCACAUCCGUUCCAUUCUGGCACCUCAGCCUCGAACCAAGGACCGUACCAUGCUGUCUUCAGGGAAGAUGCAGGCCCCAACCUCCCCUCUACCCCCAGCCAUGGACCUUUUGCUGUGGAUGCUGGCCUGCAUCUGACCAACUGGUCAUUGUUCUGACUCUGGUCUUUGCUAUUCGUGUUGUGUUACUGCUGUGCUACUUUUGACCCUACUGCCUUGUACAUUAAUUAAACACUUAUUGGUUUAAUUUCCAAUUACCUGGUCCAUAGAGUUGCUACCUUUCCACUACAGCAUCAUGAAGGUCUUCAAUUCAUUGCCUUAAUUAAACAUUGACAAACAAUUAUACUGUACUAAGCUUAAACAUGCAUUAUGCUUUGAAUUACACAGUGUGGGCUUGAGUGUCUUCAGUUUUGUUUAGGGUCACUUAAAAACUGGAGUGUGUAAUAUGUGAA
Molecule: messenger RNA, 2076 nt
Organism: Electrophorus electricus (electric eel)
Lineage: Eukaryota; Metazoa; Chordata; Actinopteri; Gymnotiformes; Gymnotidae
Cellular component (GO): membrane; cell-cell junction
Source: RefSeq, a predicted model, not a curated record